UUUUUCUCACGCGACACAUUCAAGUCAAGGUUGGUUCACUCUAACUUUCGUAUUUUCUGUGGAGAAGAACUCUUAUGCACGAAAACAGGGAAACUCAGCAAACACCCAACUUGGGACCGAGAAACCUUCUAAUCACAAAUGUCCGCAUUGCAGCCUCCGAAAAUCAAGUUGACGUUGAGUGCCGGGAGGGAAAGGUAGUCAACUUAUGGCCAGCAUCCUCCCAAAGCACCGUUCCCUCUCAGAAGAAUAUGGAUCCAACAUCUACCGAGACGUUGGACGGCCUUGGGGGUAUGAUGAUUCCGUCCCUCUGUCACUCACACAUUCAUCUCGACAAGUGCUUCAUUCUACGGAGAGGAGGUGAUAUUGUAAGAGGUGAUUUCCUUGAAGCAAUGGCCGUGACCGCCAACGCGAAGGCAGAGUUCUCAUCGGACACAGAGGACCUACUACAACGCGGGAGGAAGUUAAUUUAUGACAGUGUUGAAUGUGGGGUGACUUCGAUUCGCGCCCAUGUUGAAGUAGACACAGUGAUGGGCCUGAACGGAAUAGAUGCAGCUUUGAAACUCAAGGAGGAGUUUAAACCUGUAUGCGAUAUACAAAUUGCCGCUUUCGCACAGGAAAGGCUUUUUGACGCGGUACACGAUACGGAACCAGGUUCAAAUUAUCGUCUACUACUCGAGGCGAUCGAUCGAGAAGGAGUAGACGUUAUUGGUUCAGCACCUUACGUAGAACCUUCCACCGAGCAAGCAAAGAAGAAUAUUGGCCUUAUUCUGGAAGCUGCUAGCACCCGGGCUCUGCACGUUGACUUCCACUUGGACUUCAGUUUAGACCCUGCCAUUGAGCCAUUGAUCUACGAGGUGAUCGCCCAAGUUAAGAAACUUGGUCCCCAUUUCAAACCCCGCAUUACGAUCGGGCACGCAACUCGACUGCAACUUUUGACACCUGAACAGUGGCGGGACCUAAUACACGAGAUUGGCGACCUCCCAUUAACCUUCGUCGCCCUCCCCAACACAGAUACGUACAUGCAGGGAAGGGGAGCCGUUGACACGCCGCUAGGGGCUCCCAGGAGUACCCUUCGCGUACCGUAUCUGAAGAAGCAGCAUGGUUUGGAAGUCGCGAUGAGCGUAAAUAACAUUGAGAAUGCGUUCACUCCGCAGGGACCGCUAGACCCACUUGCCCUUUGUACCUUUGGUGUGGCCAUCUUCCAAGCUGCAACCACAGAGGACCUCGAAAAUCUGUUGCGCUCCGUCACGAUAACGUCGAAACUCGCGAUAGGGCAGAAAGAUAAUCACCAUGAUCUCGCGCCGAAUGUUGGAGAUCCGGCUGAUUUUGUCAUCCUUCAUGGGACUAGAACCCUUGCACAAGCCGUCCUCAACCCCAGUUACGAUCGUACAACAAUCAAGGCGGGUGUAGUCGUAGCACGAAGACAGUCGAAGAGGUCUUUCUUUCCGUUUACGGAGGGUUAGAUCUCUGUUCCAAAGGAAUAUGAAAGCAAGUCGAGGGUAUUUAAGUACAACAUUGAAAGUGUCAAGAAAUUUACGAAGUAAAGAGCGUCUGUAAGGAAGGUAAUACAAAUGAUACAAUCCACUGCAAGCGUUCGACAUGCACCUAAUUUUGGCCAUCGGGUAAAGUACGAAGGUCCGUCAGGAUAUGUGACGAACAACAAGCAACAGAACAAAGAAAAAGAACGAACGUGAGUGGAUAUCGAUGAUCAAUGGGAUGAAAAGAGUGGGAUGGAACGGCCGUAAGUCGCUCUUCAAGAGACUUAAGAAGAAAUGACAGAAGAGAGGCGUAAUUGUUAUCGGUUCCAUCUUCAUCGGGAUUUUGAUGGCGGUACUGCUAAUAACGAACCCAAGAUGACCCAAGUCACAAGGCAAGCGAUGGUCAUCGAACGAACGACGAUCUCCCACUGCCCUCGCACAACAACCGGAUUGUAGACACGAGUCAGCGGUGAAGCGAACGCCGGGACGGCUUUCACCAUCUUGAAUUGUUUACGGACGUUAACAUCUCGUAGUUUGUUACCUGCCACCCGUCGUUGGAA
Molecule: messenger RNA, 2038 nt
Organism: Marasmius oreades (fairy-ring Marasmius)
Lineage: Eukaryota; Fungi; Basidiomycota; Agaricomycetes; Agaricales; Marasmiaceae
Exons: 6
Coding region: 75-1463 (462 amino acids)
Molecular function (GO): hydrolase activity, acting on carbon-nitrogen (but not peptide) bonds, in cyclic amidines
Source: RefSeq, a predicted model, not a curated record